AUAUCUCCGGUUGAUGAGAUCGAGGCGUGCCGCAUUUACUCGUCUAGUCACGAUUGAGGAACCGUCGACAUAAAUUAUCUGUCUUCCGUUUCACGGACGCUGUUGAAGGUGUUUAACUAUGUCUCCAAGAGAUAUAGAACAACAGACAUUUGAUAUUAUUAGUUGCUUCUUUGAAGAGGAGCAGAACCCAGUAUGUUUUCGGAAGGUGUACCGAGACAUUGAGUCUGAUGGACCUGGCGAUGAUGACGGGUUUGAUCCAGUUGUAAUAGCUGAUAAACUGAGGGAACUUGGAGAUGAUUUUGAUGUUAAGUUUAUCCAGCCUCAUAUCAGAAAACUCCAACAAGCAGUUGCAGACAAGGCGGUGGAGGAGUUUGCGCGUACCGUGGACAGCCUGUGUGCGGCCCAGAGAGCAGAGGUGGCCCCUGAGAUGCAGCUGCUGAAGGCCUCCAUGGCCCUGGGUCUGUACGUUAAGAAGACCUGUCCUGACCUUAGAGCUACCAUCCAGUCUUGUAUGACUGCCUUCAUUAACACCCGGCUGGCUGGCUGGAUCACCCAGCAGGGAGGAUGGGAUCAAGUUACUAUGGUAUAAAAACAUGGAGAAGAUGUCAUCCACAUAAUUUUUGUACAAUGAGGAAGAGGUCUUAAUGAGGAGGUCUUAACUCCUCUGUAUGUGUUAAGUCUUCCCUCUUUCUUUCUUUCUCCCUCUUUCUUCCCUCUUCCUUUUUCUUUCUCCCUCUUUCCUCCCUCUUCCUUUCUUUCUCUCCCUCCUUCCCUUUCUUUCUUUCUUUCUUUCUUUCUCCCUCUUCCUU
Messenger RNA from Oncorhynchus gorbuscha (pink salmon), 809 nucleotides. Its product is annotated as bcl-2-like protein 2. Bases 119 to 589 code for a protein of 156 amino acids. The transcript is spliced from 4 exons. Gene Ontology annotation, biological process: regulation of apoptotic process. NCBI's taxonomy places the organism in Eukaryota, Metazoa, Chordata, Actinopteri, Salmoniformes, Salmonidae. The record is from RefSeq and is a predicted model, not a curated record.